This is a messenger RNA of Ixodes scapularis (black-legged tick), 372 nucleotides long. RefSeq lists its product as uncharacterized. The coding region runs from base 1 to 372 and encodes 123 amino acids. The record is from RefSeq and is a predicted model, not a curated record. The transcript is spliced from 3 exons. Lineage: Eukaryota; Metazoa; Arthropoda; Arachnida; Ixodida; Ixodidae.
AUGAUCGGGACCAACGAUUUGCGGGGCGAAUGUGAUGCGUGCAGCCUAAUCUCGGACCUGGCCAUCCUACUAGGGUGGCUCACACUUUAUGCGCAGAAGGUGGUGAUACUGACGCUGCCUCCCAUUGCGCUGCAUCACCGUCGCGGAAGAAGCUGGCAAACAGUCAACAGGGUCAACCACUGGAUCACUCACUGCGGAAGCAGUGUCACCAUGCCAGUGGAGAUCCAUCGACCUUUCGUGGUACGGCGGACGAAAGUGCGAUUUGACAUGUAUGCUAGGCGGUAUGCUGGCAGAGGACGGCAGGACUUGGUCCACUGGAGCGCGGUUGGCAUGGACGCCGUCGUGGGCUUACUGCACGUCGCCCUGCUGUGA